CUGAGUAGUAUGAUCCCACAUUUAAUCCAAGAUGGUGACCGUGUGUUGGAACAUGUGCUGAAGUUACGACAAAUUUUGUCACCCUUUUAGAAGCUUUUCUGGCCAAAUUUCCAAGAUGCAACACGACGACGUGAUCUGGAGUGUCAUCAACAAAGGUUUCUGCUCCUUCAAGGUCAAGACUAAGAGUCAGAAGUUCUGCCGGAAUGAGUACAGUUUGACAGGGUUGUGCAACCGGGGCUCGUGUCCCCUGGCCAACAGUCAGUAUGCCACGGUUAGGGAAGAGAAAGGAGUAUGUUUCCUGUACAUGAAGACUAUAGAGCGGGCAGCCUUCCCUGGCAGACUGUGGGAGAAAGUCAAACUGUCCAGGAACUAUGAGAAGGCUCUGCAACAGAUCAGUGAAAACCUUAUCUACUGGCCUUACUUCAUCAGGCAAAAGUGUAAGCAGAGGUUCACGAAGAUCACCCAGUACCUGAUCCGUAUGAGGAAGCUGACCCUGAAGCGACAGAAGAAGCUGGUUCCUCUCAGUCGGAAGGUGGAGAAGAGAGAGCGAAGGAAGGAACAGAAGGCUCUGGUCGCUGCACAGGUGGAAAACGCUAUCGAAAAAGAGCUGUUGGAGAGACUCAAACAGGGCACCUAUGGUGACAUCUACAACAUAUCACAGACUGCCUUUGACAAGGCCCUGGAGGAAGAAGAGGUGUCUUCAGAAAGUGAAGCUGAAGAGGAAAAAGAAGGAGAACUUGAAGAAGAGAUGGAGGAGGAGAGUGAAGCUGAGGUGGAGUAUGUUGAGGACUUUGAGGAAAGUGACAUUUCAGACAUUGAAGAUGGAGACAAGUUUGCGGAAGAGUCCACCACAGAUGAGGAGGAUAAAGAGGAGGAUGGGAAGGGCAAGGGCAAGUGGAGACCUGGGAUGAGGAGGAAACGAGGGAAAGUGGAGAUAGAAUAUGAAGAAGAGAGAGAACCUGCAAAGAGACAGACUGUUAGACUGCAACAGUAAAGGGCAAGAUGACCUGGAAACUUGUUUGAAAAUUUGAAUGAACAACAAACUCACCUUCUAACAGUUUUUAUUGUGAAUGUGAGGAUGUCAUCAUCAUCAUUAGAAACAUAGUUAAGAUAAAGACCACAAUAGUCCUAAUAUUUUAAAGAAUCUUUAGUAUGUCUUGAGAAUCAUAAGUGGCUUAAGAUGAGUAUUGAUCUGGUUUCACUUAAAGAUGAAAUGUCAUUUCUGUUUCCUGUCUAUUUCUUAAGAAUCUUAAGUGUCUUAAGAACCUAACAUUGCUAUGAUGUAGUGUUGAUCUGGUUUUGCUUAAAGAUGAAAUGUCAUUUUUGUUUCCUGACUAUCUAUACUUGUAGCAAGUUUAAGUACAAAAAUUAUAAUAUCAUUCAUGGUAUUAGCAACAUGUAGAAGUCAUCAUAGACAUUUGAAAUAUUAACAUCCUAAAAUCUCAUUUUCUAAUGUGUAUAUUAGAUAUAUGAUCACCAAUUAGAACAUUGCCCUUUGCUAUGUCCUUACAUAUUUAUCUGUUUCUUUGUUUUUGGUUUGUACCUGUUUUCAGCAAUAAACUAUCAAUACAGAUAUCCCUCUGCCACUUGAGACAAUAUUAUAUGCAGUAGAUAUUUGGAAAUGAGAUGUGGAAGUUUUCUUGUACAUGUAUUUCCCAAUCUUAAUUUUUUCUUCUAAUGAUGGUAAGCAAUAAAAGGCUCUUGAACAUAGUAUCCUCCUAUGUACAUGCAAGUCAUCACACCAGAAGCAAUUUUCAAGGAGUGUUUUUCAUUAAAAUGUUUGG
Messenger RNA from Branchiostoma floridae (Florida lancelet), 1784 nucleotides. Its product is annotated as protein MAK16 homolog. Gene Ontology annotation, cellular component: nucleolus; preribosome, large subunit precursor. NCBI's taxonomy places the organism in Eukaryota, Metazoa, Chordata, Leptocardii, Amphioxiformes, Branchiostomatidae. The record is from RefSeq and is a predicted model, not a curated record. The transcript is spliced from 4 exons. Gene Ontology annotation, biological process: maturation of 5.8S rRNA; maturation of LSU-rRNA. The coding region runs from base 116 to 994 and encodes 292 amino acids.